Molecule: messenger RNA, 1999 nt
Organism: Ipomoea triloba (trilobed morning glory)
Lineage: Eukaryota; Viridiplantae; Streptophyta; Magnoliopsida; Solanales; Convolvulaceae
Product: polyphenol oxidase I, chloroplastic
Exons: 2
Coding region: 1-1752 (583 amino acids)
Biological process (GO): pigment biosynthetic process
Molecular function (GO): catechol oxidase activity
Source: RefSeq, a predicted model, not a curated record
AUGGCUUCCAUUACUUCUCCAUGCACUCCCACUGGCACUACCCCAAAGUCUUUGUCCUCUUCCGCCAACUUGUCAUCAACUCCCCUCUCCAAACCCUCCCAACUUCUCAUCAGCUCCAAGCGCAACCGCCACUUCAAGAUCUCAUGCAACGCCGCCGCCGGCGACGGCGCCGACUCCAAGUUUGACCGGCGAGAUGUCCUCCUCGGCUUGGGCGGCCUCUACGGCGCCGCUAGCCUCGCGUCCAACCCCUUGGCCUCGGCCGCGCCCAUCCAAGCCCCGGAGAUCUCCAAAUGUGUCGUCCCGCCCGCCGACCUCCCGCCGGGUGCCGUGGUGGAUAACUGUUGCCCGCCCGUGGCGUCCAACAUUGUUGACUACAAGCUCCCGGCUGUGACCACCAUGAAAGUCCGCCCUGCCGCUCACACCAUGGACAAAGACGCCAUCGCCAAGUUCGCGAAGGCCGUCGAGCUCAUGAAGGCUUUGCCGGCCGACGAUCCCCGGAACUUUUACCAGCAAGCGCUUGUCCAUUGCGCGUACUGCAACGGCGGCUACGACCAAGUCAACUUCCCUGACCAGGAAAUCCAGGUCCACAACUCUUGGCUCUUCUUCCCUUUCCACCGAUGGUACCUCUACUUCUACGAGAGAAUCUUGGGCAAAUUGAUCGGCGACCCCUCGUUCGGUCUGCCGUUCUGGAACUGGGAUAACCCCGGCGGAAUGGUGCUUCCUGAUUUUCUCAACGACUCCACCUCUUCUCUCUACGACAGUAACCGUAACCAAUCUCACCUCCCACCUGUCGUCGUCGACCUUGGCUACAAUGGGGCGGAUACCGAUGUGCCCGACUCGCAAAAAAUCUCCGAUAACCUUGCUUUGAUGUACAAGCAAAUGGUCACCAAUGCCGGAACCGCGGAGCUUUUCCUCGGAAAAGCUUACCGUGCCGGAGACGCUCCCAGCCCUGGUGCAGGCUCCAUCGAGACCAGCCCUCACAUUCCAAUCCAUAGGUGGGUGGGUGACCCGAGAAACACCAACAAUGAAGACAUGGGCAACUUCUACUCGGCCGGAAGGGACAUAGCCUUCUACUGCCACCACUCCAAUGUUGACCGUAUGUGGACCAUAUGGCAGCAGCUCGCCGGAAAACCAAGAAAGCGAGACUACACCGAUUCCGACUGGUUAAACUCCACCUUCCUCUUCUACGACGAGAACGGCCAGGCAGUGAAGGUCCGGAUCGGAGACUCCCUAGACAACCAGAAAAUGGGGUACAAGUACGCCAAAACCCCCCUCCCAUGGCUCGACUCCAAGCCAGUCCCCACCAAGAAGAAGGGCGGCUACGCCUCCAAGUCCAAGGCCCCCUUCGUCGCCAGCGUCUUCCCCGUCACGCUCGACAAGGUCGUCCAAGUCAAGGUCGCUCGGCCCAAGAAGUCCAGGUCGGCAGAGGAGAAGGAGGCGGAAGAAGAAAUCUUGCUUAUAGAAGGCAUUGAAGUGGAAAUUGACAAGUACGCCAAGUUCGACGUUUACCUGAACGACUCGGACGACCCGAGCGGCGGCAAAGACAAGGCGGAGUACGCCGGGAGCUUUGCGCAUCUCCCCCACAAGCACAAGGGGAUGAAGAAGAUCAGGACCACUCUCAGCCUGGGUCUGAAUGAGCCGCUCGAGGAUUUGGGCGCCGAGGACGACGACACUAUUCUGGUGACUUUGGCUCCAAAAGUUGGCGGCGGCGUUGUCUCCGUCGACAACAUCAAGGUCGUCUACGGCUCUUAGAAUCACAUCCCGCCGCCGCCGUAAUCUGUCGAAAUAAAGUAAUUCCGGUCAAUCGUCAUGGAUUGUUUGUACUGUUAGGCUCCCCUCCGAAUAAGACUUUUCUCACAAAUUCAUUUGUGAUGAAUAAUAUGUGGAGGUGCUUUUAAGCACCAUUUAUCAUGUAAUUUAUUGUGAAUUUCUUAUGAUAUUUUGGGUGUACGUACUUUCGAAUCAACGGUGGCAAUGGAACAUCUAUUUUUAGCUUUAA